Molecule: messenger RNA, 3397 nt
Organism: Lutra lutra (Eurasian river otter)
Lineage: Eukaryota; Metazoa; Chordata; Mammalia; Carnivora; Mustelidae
Exons: 18
Coding region: 112-1107 (331 amino acids)
Source: RefSeq, a predicted model, not a curated record
UUUAGGGAAGAGAGAUGUGCAGCUGUCUGAUGCUUUUAAAUUUCUGUGUGUGUUGAGACCAGCAAUGUCAGAACAUCACAUUCCCUGGGUUCAUUAUUUCAAAAGUCCAAGAUGGGAUGGAAUGAAGUCCUCCACUUCAGAGAAGAGCAGUGCGGUGGCCACGCCAGGCGGGUUCCCGGUCGGCCCAGAGAAGAUGGUCUUCCCGUCCUUGGAUGUGCGGGGCUGGGCCGGGUCCGCGGAAGAAGUGCGGUCCAGCGCGGGUGCCCUGCGGACGGAUCGGCGAGACGGUGCGGUGGCCACGCCAGGCGGGUUCCCGGUCGGCCCAGAGAAGAUGGUCUUCCCGUCCUUGGAUGUGCGGGGCUGGGCCGGGUCCGCGGAAGAAGUGCGGUCCAGCGCGGGUGCCCUGCGACGGAUCGGCGAGACGGUGCGGUGGCCACGCCAGGCGGGUUCCCGGUCGGCCCAGAGAAGAUGGUCUUCCCGUCCUUGGAUGUGCGGGGCUGGGCCGGGUCCGCGGAAGAAGUGCGGUCCAGCGCGGGUGCCCUGCGGACGGAUCGGCGAGACGGUGCGGUGGCCACGCCAGGCGGGUUCCCGGUCGGCCCAGAGAAGAUGGUCUUCCCGUCCUUGGAUGUGCGGGGCUGGGCCGGGUCCGCGGAAGAAGUGCGGUCCAGCGCGGGUGCCCUGCGGACGGAUCGGCGAGACGGUGCGGUGGCCACGCCAGGCGGGUUCCCGGUCGGCCCAGAGAAGAUGGUCUUCCCGUCCUUGGAUGUGCGGGGCUGGGCCGGGUCCGCGGAAGAAGUGCGGUCCAGCGCGGGUGCCCUGCGGACGGAUCGGCGAGACGGUGCGGUGGCCACGCCAGGCGGGUUCCCGGUCGGCCCAGAGAAGGUGGUCUUCCCGUCCUUGGAUGUGUGGGGCUGGACCGGGUCCGCGGAAGAAGUGCGGUCCUGCGCGGGUACCCUGCGGACAGAUCGGCGAGACGGUGGAGUUGGCUGGACAUGGGCGUCAGUGACUAUCGGCGAGUCCCAUUUGCCUGAUCCGCGAUGCCCUGUCUGCGAGGCGAGGAUGCCCCUGAAGAGGCAGGGUGGUGUUGGCUGGACAUGGGUGUCAUAACCAUCGGUGAGUCCCAUUUGCCUGAUUCUUGAUCCCUGGCCUGCCUGGAGAGGAUAGCCCUUUAGAGCCAUGGGGUGCAGUUUGCAGUUAUCUGAGAGUAGCCUGUGUCUGCGGCCAAUGGAAACUAAAAUCUUGGUUUAUUAUGAAUAAAAAAAUGAUCCCUUCCUCUUGAAAUGUGAAAAAGAAGAAAAUAUUGGGAAAAAUCAUCCCAUCUCAUCCUCAAGAGCCAAUAGGAAUUCUACUGCCAGAACAACAUGGCAACUCUUUGCUGGCAGCCUCCAUACAUUCAUAAUAACCAGACCCUGGAGAACCAACAUGUGAGGAGACAGACAAAUAGUAAAUGAUUAUGCCUACCUUUGAGCCAUUCACACAUUUCUCUUACAAGCCAAAAUCUUUAGAGUGAAGAGCAAUUGACAGAUCUACUAGAUCAUCAAGACAUAUCUUGAAAGAAGUUGCUGUGUCUUAUAUCGAAGAGGUUACUGCCUAUGUUUCUUUUGAGACAUGAAAUGAAGGAAAGUUUUGGGAGGAAUUCUGUAUCCCAUCCUCAAGGGCCAGUGGGAAUUUUCAUGGUGGAUUUUUAUGACUUCUCUCUUUGAAUAAUAGCAGAAACAUCCUAGUAAAGUAAUAUGAGUUCAUUUGAUAGGAAGGUUGGGAGUAAGAUGGCAGUUGCAUGGAAUUCUUGCCACUUCACCAAAGAAUACUUGAUUUUGUCACUUUUACCAACUCCCUUAUCUGAGAAGAAAUAAUGAUGCACUCUUAAGAUAAUGAUGGAUGCCUAUGCCAUCUCCAGAGAGUGAGGCGAAAAAUUAUUUUUAAGUCAGUGGUUCUCCAUUACUACCUGUGGUCUUUUGGACACCCUUGCAGAUUACUUCUUGGGAACUCUUGGGACUGAAUGACACCAGUAAAUCUCUGAAACAAGACUCUCCAGACAAGGAGACUGUGGUCUGUGACCACGCUUUGAAGGUGGUGACCACCAAUAUGAGGUCGAUUUGUUAUUGAGGGUGCCAUUACUUCUACCACCAACUUCACCAAAACAAUGAUACACUCUUAUUUAUGCUUGGCGAUUCCUCUCUUUCCUGUGUUGCAGUGGACACCUCCUGCAGAUAAGAAAUGCUUAACUGAGAAAUGCUCAUGUUGGGAUUAUCAUCGAUGAGACUUUAAUUUGGGCAUGGUGACUGUUUCCCUUGCUGCCACUUGACUCAAUCCCAGGAGCCUCAGUAGAGGAAAUAUUAUUAUACAAGAAACUCAAAAUGGUGGAAUUUUUCAGUGCUCCCAUAAAUAUACAUUUAUAAUUUCCAUUUACCAUAUGGUAAAAUUUUUAAAUAAGAUAUAUUAAAAAGAAACUGCACAAUUUUUUUUCAAAAAUUCAAAGCAUAAUUAAAUAUCUAAUAUAUAAAUUAUGUGCCCUCCUCUCUGCCAGUUCUCUCCCCCAGAGUUUUCCUCUCUUAAGAGUUGUGUGCAUUCUUUAAGUGGAUAGAUGCACACACACAGACACACAUAUACACAAACUAUUUUGAGGGGUUCUGGAAGUGGGGCCAUACUGUACACAUUCUUCUGCAAAUUGCCUUUCAUUUUACAGUUUUAAUACCCUUUUCUAUUUCAGUAAUAUACAUCUGUGUCAUUUGUUGAAUGACUGCAUGACUGUUUUGUAGAUGAAAUAUAAUUAAAUGUUAUAAGAAUUUCUCAUCCAUAGAUAUUUGUUAGCACAAAAUUUUUGUGCAGUGAACCUCCCUAUCAAUAAUUUUGCAUUUGUCUCUUAUAUCAUAAUAAAUUACUUAGCAGUUGAAAUACUGGGAUUAUGCACAUUUAAAAUUAUUACAAGAUUUCCUUAAAAUGUGGUAACAACUUUGUCUUCAAAUGGCAAUGAAUGAGAUUGCCAGCUUUCCCACAACUACACAGAUAAUGGAUUUUAUAAAUAUUUAAACUUUUUGCGAAUGUGAUAGCCCAAACUAUUGUCUUAAAUUGUAUUUCUUUUGUUUUUGAGUUUGAUCAUUUUUUCAUAUGUUUAUUAGCCAUUUGUAUUCUUUAAUUUCCUCUUUAUGUCCAAUUUUGGGGGUGGAGGUUUAAUCUUCUAAUUUUGAAGAGCUCAUUUAUUAUUGAGGAAAAAAGGUUUGGAUUGUUAAGCUUUACAGAUAUUUUUUAUGCACUUUUAAACUUUAUUUUUGUUAUAAGAAUGUGUAUGAUUGUUAUAUGUCCAAGUAUAACCAUGUUUGCUUUAAUGGCUUAUGAGUUUCAUGACAUUUUGGAAAAAUAUUUAUACUGAUUUCAUAAAACCGUUCACCUAUGUUAA